Schistocerca piceifrons (Central American locust) is the source of this 3628-nucleotide messenger RNA. RefSeq names its product probable citrate synthase 2, mitochondrial (gene kdn). The transcript is spliced from 9 exons. Lineage: Eukaryota; Metazoa; Arthropoda; Insecta; Orthoptera; Acrididae. Bases 114 to 1643 code for a protein of 509 amino acids. Gene Ontology annotation, biological process: tricarboxylic acid cycle; carbohydrate metabolic process; citrate metabolic process. Gene Ontology annotation, cellular component: mitochondrial matrix. The record is from RefSeq and is a predicted model, not a curated record.
AUCGUUACGUUUGUGGCCGCGUUGAAGCGCGAUAGUACGGUAUUGCAUUUGUUUCAGUGGUAAUAGGGAAGUUCUUUCCUGUAACUGCCGUUAGGCAGCGUAGUGUCCGCAAUAUGGCGAUGAGAAGGGUGCUUGUAGCGUUCGAAAAGUAUGCUUACCGUGAUUAUUUAGCAGGCAGUUUAACACCUAAGUUUUGCAGAAGCAUCUCAACUUCAAGAGCAAACCAUCCGAAUAUAAAAGAAAGGGAGGUUGUAGAAGAAACGACAGAAGCGAAGGUGGCGCUGCCCGUGCUGUCGGUGGUGUCCCGCGGCGUGGCCAGCGACUCGACGGACCUGAAGGCGGUGCUCACCGAGAAGGCGGCGCGCGAGCUGGAGCGAGUCAAGGCCUUCCGCAAGCAGUACGGCAGCACCAAGGUCGGCGAGGUCACCGUCGACAUGAUGUAUGGAGGUAUGCGUGGCAUCAAGGGUCUGGUGUGUGAAACUUCAGUGCUGGAUCCGGAAGAAGGCAUCCGCUUCCGCGGCUACUCGAUCCCGGAGUGCCAGAAGCUACUGCCGAAGGCUCCGGGUGGCAAUGAACCCCUCCCCGAGGGCCUUUUCUGGCUGCUCAUCACCGGUGACAUACCCAACGAGGCUCAGGUGAAGUACCUGUCGAAGGAGUGGGCUAACCGGGCUGGCCUGCCUUCACACGUGGUGACGAUGCUGAACAACUUCCCCACCAACCUGCACCCCAUGUCACAGUUCAGCAGUGCCAUCACCGCCCUCAACACGGAGAGCAAGUUCCUCAAGGCAUACAGCGAGGGUGUCCCCAAGGCCAAGUACUGGGAGUACGUAUACGAAGAUGCGAUGGAUCUCAUCGCGAAACUGCCCGUUGUGGCUGCCAUGAUUUACCGCAACACUUACAAGGAGUCGAAGGGCAUCGGAGCUAUAGACCCCAAGAAGGACUGGAGCGCAAACUUCUGCCAGAUGCUCGGCUAUGACAACCCGGAGUUCACCGAGCUAAUGAGGCUGUACCUCACAAUCCACAGUGACCACGAGGGUGGCAACGUGAGUGCACACACGGUUCACUUAGUGGGCUCGGCGCUGUCCGAUCCUUACCUCUCCUUCGCCGCCGGAAUAAAUGGCCUCGCCGGACCUCUUCACGGGCUCGCCAACCAGGAGGUGCUGAUCUUCCUGAAGAAGGUGCAGGCAGCGCUGGGCGACAACCCGUCGGACGACAAGCUGAAGGAGUUCAUCUGGCAGACACUGAAGUCGGGCCAGGUGGUGCCCGGCUACGGCCACGCGGUGCUGCGCAAGACAGAUCCGCGCUACACCUGCCAGAGGGAGUUCGCCAUGAAGCACUUGCCCGAUGACCCGAUGUUCAAGUUGGUGGCCCAGGUGUAUAAGGUGGUUCCCCCCAUCCUGAUGGAGACCGGCAAGGUGAAGAACCCGUGGCCAAAUGUGGAUGCCCACUCUGGCAUCCUCCUGCAGUAUUACGGACUGAAGGAGAUGAACUACUACACGGUCCUGUUCGGAGUGUCGCGUGCCCUGGGUGUGAUGGCGUCACUCGUCUGGGACCGCAUCUUCGGCCUGCCCAUCGAGAGGCCCAAGUCGAUGUCGACUGACGGCCUCAUGAAGAUGGUGAAGGGUUCGGCGAAGGCCGCAUAGACGCUCGCGAAGCACGCGUCUGUCGAGUGGGGUGGCGUCGGAGAUCAUGUCCUGCCCGUCGGCCCUGCUAAAUCUUUUAGGCGAAACAAAAAUGAGAAUGAGAGGGAAGUGUGUAGUGUGAGUGCUGACGGUUGAUAGUUAAUAAGUGUGAAUGUCGUCUUGUUUCUACCGAGUGUUUAAUGAAAAUGUUAGAGUGGCUGUGUGAAUGAUUGUACGUCUGUGGGAAUGAACAAAAUUGCAUUCGUGAUAUUUGCAAGUGGGAGGGGAAGCACAGAAAUGCAGUCAGUCGUGGAAUGUACCGACAGUAGUAGAGAGAUUGCCGUAGCGUCGUGUAGCGGAGGUGUAAAUUCCCUGCCUUAGAUGGAAAGGAAGUAGCAGACAAUAAUGUAGGCAUUCUGGAUGUGCACAUCUAGGAAGCAGCUCGGCUUAGCUAUCUUCGAACUGUAGUACAUGUCGGUAAUUGACACAGGGUUCCACGCUUUGUUUGCAGCUACAGUGCAGGAAUUAUUAAAUAAGAAAGCAGUUGUGCCGUAGACGGUUUAUUUGUAAUUGCGUCGAGGCACUACAGAGUUGUAAAUUUUCACAAUGCCGUCUUCAAUUAUUCACGGUUUUUGUGUUGCGGUGGAUGUUACAGGAGCAAAUAGUAGUAAGUUUCCAAACUGCCAGGAGCAGACAGUUCCUCUGAAGGAACAGCCCAAGUACUUAAUAGGCGAUGCGGUAGUUAAAUAGUUGUGACAAUUGUCAACCGCGGACUUCUCAGUACCUCGUAGCACUAUUUUGUCCCACCUUCAGACGCUGAGCCUAUAUUUCACCAUUACCUUAUUAGCGAUGUCGGUCGAACCAGUUUCGGCAGCGUAACCGUCGGACAUCUUUUGGAGAUCUUCUUUCUAUAAGAGAAGGAUCUGCCUCAAAAUUUGAAAUGACCGUUGGAGGCAGCUUUUGUGCACACACAUAGUUCUGUGAUGGCUGCCUCAACUAGAAAUUCCAUUGCUCGGCUGUGUCUUGUAAAAGGAUAGUGUGGUAUUGUCUCCAACAAAGCUUACUGUAAAUGGAAGGGUGUUUGAGAGUGGGGCAGCAUCAUUUGUUUAUAAUCACAAAUUAAAAUGUAGUGUACCACAUACUUAACAUGAAUUGUGUUGAUAUAAAUUUGUUAUGAAUUAUUGGAGAGUGUUGAGUGGAUGUGAUUUCAACACAGUCUGGAGAUCUGUAUCUUAAUACAUGUAUUCUCCAUGUCUGUGGAAACAAACUACCUCUCCAAGCUCCUGAAAUGAAAUGUAUGUGAAUGAAAUGUGUUUCAAAUUGGUUGCUCACUUACACACACACACACACACACACACACACACACACACACACACACACACACACCUCCACACCUCUUUAGAUGGAAAAUUAUGUAAAGAAGAAAAUGAAAUUGCAGUUUUGAUGAAAAAUGAGAUAGUAUGUGAGACUUGUUUUACACAAAGUAAGUGUGUGUGGGCCACUAGUAGAAGUAAUCUUUGGUAAAGGAUAAACACUGCCUUACUGUGCCGAAUUUGAAAUGCAAAGGCUUAGCGUUUGUAAUAAAUAGGAAAAAGAAACUGGUCAUGAUUUUAAGAGAAGAUGGUUGCCACAGCACUCGGUAUAUAACUGUUAGCCACUGCGUGGUGUAUAUUUUAGUGAUCCCUGUAAUAGUACUCUUGUUAAAAUGCUCAUAUCUGCUGGUCAGGAUUUCUUAGUGAUAUUGUUGUAAUAAUAUUUAUGUAUAAUUUAUUUAUUUAAUCACCUGUGUAUGAUCCCUGUGAUAAUUGUGUUUAUCUGAAAUUAUUAAUGAAUGGUGGGUUACGGGAGGUGAAUGUGCGUGUGAAGCAUUAUUUCCAUUACUGCUUUUUCGGCUUAUUUCCAUGUCUUAAAUCCUUAAGAAAUCUUGACAGUGUUGAGUGUGGCAGCAAUAGUUGUAAAAUUUCUUGUUUGUAAAAAUAAAUGAACCGACAGUACAAUAACUGUUA